AUGGCACCCCUUUGUGGAGGAUCAAAGACUGUCCAGCGAAAGCUAGUCUUGCUGGGAGACGGUGCCUGUGGCAAGACCUCGCUGCUGAAUGUCUUCACGAGAGGUUACUUCCCGACAGUCUACGAGCCCACGGUCUUCGAGAAUUACGUCCACGACAUUUUCGUCGACAACGUCCACAUCGAACUCUCAUUAUGGGAUACGGCCGGCCAGGAAGAAUUCGACCGCCUACGAAGCCUCUCAUACGAUGACACCGACCUCAUCAUGCUCUGCUACUCUGUCGACAGCAAAGAUUCCCUCGAGAACGUCGAGAGCAAGUGGGUAGGCGAGAUCGCGGACAACUGCCCUGGCGUCAAGCUGGUGCUCGUCGCGCUGAAAUGCGAUUUACGAGAGAACGCUGAGGACGAGGACGAGGCCGCCGCCGACGCCGCUGGCCAGAGGGAAAAGAAGCCCAUGAUCAACUACGACCAAGGCCUCGAGGUCGCGCGCCGCAUCAACGCGCUGCGCUACCUCGAGUGCUCCGCUAUGCGCAAUCGUGGUGUCAACGAGGCUUUCACCGAAGCGGCACGCGUCGCGCUCAGCGUUAAGAAGGAGCGGGAAGACGGCAAGUGCACGAUCAUGUAG
Messenger RNA from Phaeoacremonium minimum UCRPA7, 621 nucleotides. Its product is annotated as putative rho3 protein. The record is from RefSeq and is a predicted model, not a curated record. The transcript has 5 exons. Gene Ontology annotation, biological process: small GTPase-mediated signal transduction. NCBI's taxonomy places the organism in Eukaryota, Fungi, Ascomycota, Sordariomycetes, Togniniales, Togniniaceae. Gene Ontology annotation, molecular function: GTP binding; GTPase activity. The coding region runs from base 1 to 621 and encodes 206 amino acids.